GGCUAACAACUAUCAUGCCUCUCGUACUAACCUACAGAUUUUCUUAUUUUCUGUUCGUGUCGCACAAUUGCUAAGUCGAAAAUCUGUGGCUGGUAAACACAGCUUUUCUAGUAAAAUUAAAAUUAAACAAAAAAUAACAAAAAUACCCAGUCAUUAGUAAUAGUGUAUAAUAGAAGCAUAAUCAUUCCGUAGCAAUUAGGGAACAUCAUCCAGACGAGCUGUUGCUGUUGCCGCCGCCGCCACCAUCAACUCUCGGAAAAAUGCCCGCAGUGCGCAAAUAUCGUCGCGAAACAAGUGAAAUCAGUUGCUGCCUCAAAUAUUUGCUCUUUACCAGCAAUGUUAUCAUCUGGCUGACCGCACUUGUGGUGCUCUCCGUUGGCAUUUGGGCCUGGACUGAAAAGGAUAUGUUUCGCAAUAUUAGCAAGCUAACAUUUAUUGCCUUAGAUCCCGCCUUUGUUCUCAUCAUACUGGGCACCAUUACAUUUAUGUUGGGUCUAAUGGGCAGUGUGGGUGCACUGCGAGAAAAUACGUGUCUGCUGAGCGCCUAUGCCAUAUUUCUGAGCGUUCUGUUGUUAAGUGAGAUUGGUUUUUGCGGGCUCGCGUUUGUGCUCAAGGACAAAGGCUGGAUCAAGGAUCAAGCUACUGAAGGCCUGCGAGCAUUUAUCAAGCACUAUCGCGAGGAUCCGGAUCAACAGAAUCUGAUUGAUUGGAUACAGGAGGAUUGGCUGCAAUGUUGCGGCAUCGAUGGGCCGAAGGAUUGGGAUAGCAAUAACUAUUUCAAUUGCUCUUCAAUUGCGAUUGGCAGCCGCGAGGCAUGUGGUGUGCCCUUCUCCUGCUGUCGCCGGCGACCGCAGGAGGUGAUCAAGAACAAACAAUGCGGCUACGAUGUGCGCAAGGAGGGCUACCCAGUGGAUAGAAAUAUACAUGAGCGCGGAUGCUUGCGCGCUGGAGAGGAUUGGCUGGAGUCGCAUUUAAUUGGUGUGGCUGCCACAGUCGUUGGUCUGCUCAUCAUGCAGAGUACGCCGCCGGGCAUGGAGCUUUCAAAGAUUAUUUAUGAGAAAGGCUGCGUUCAGGCUGGCGAAGAAUGGAUUGAGCAUAAUUUAAUUAUUAUUUCCACGGUUGCUAUUGGUGUUAUGUUCUUUCAGAUUCUGGGCAUUUGUUUUGCGCAAAAUUUACGCGCUGAUAUCUAUACACAAAAAUCGAAAUGGCACUGACAAAUGGCGCACGCUGCCCCCACAGCAAUUUAGACAGGUAAGCGACGAUCACAGACAGCAAACAGCAACUAGCCGCAAUUGAACUUUAACUACAAGAACUACAACAACUAUAACUACAACUAUGCAUCAUCUAAAUCAACGCUUCGGUUAGUUACCUAUACUAUAAAUACCUAACUAUAUAUAUAUAUAUGUAUGUCGAUGUAUGUAUGUAUAUAUAUCUACUAAACGUAAACGCAUUCCGUCUUCAUAGACAUUGACUAAAUAUUAACUAGGUUGCCAAAUUUUUUGCUGUUUUACGUAAGCUUCUUUUUUACCCUAAAGAAAACAUAAUAAGAAUGCGCAAAACACAAUUUUCUAUACAUUUUUACACAAAAAGAAAAAAAACGAUAAACGAGAAUAUAUUAUAUAUACAUAUAUAUAUAUAUAUAUAUAUAUACAUAUAAAUGAAGAAGAGAACAAGUAAAUUAACUCGAAAUGCAGCUGUGAUAUAUUUUUAGUAAAUGUAUAGAAAUGAAAUGAAAAAAUAAUGAAAUAUAUUUCAAAAUGCAAAUCCAACUUUCCAGCAUGCAAAACUUCGGCAAUCCGAAGCGAAUAUACCCUAGCAGAGUGUAUAAUAAUGUAUAGGGUAUCUGUUAACAAAUUAAAUAAUAAUGCAACAUUCCCAACCAAAAUUCUACUGCAAGGGUAUUUACUGAACACGAAAUUUCAUUUCAAAUGUAAACAGCAAAAAUCUAGAGACAAAAUAUAUGUUAUAAAUAUAUUGCAGUAUUUUUUAUAACACUAGAGAACAAAAAGUAUAAACAAAGAAAUUUUAUGUGGGGGCACUUAACAAAAAAAAAAAAUAAAAAAUAAAAAAUUAAAUAAAAAAAAAAAGCCAAGUAGUUUGCUGAUUAGAUUUUGGACGAGCUUAAAUUGUACGCGCCGCAUGCUGAUGUAUGUAAUAUAAUAUAUAAUAAUGAAUAAUAUAUAUAUUUUUACAUAAUUCAUUGCAAUUUUUUCCUAAUUUGCAAUUAACAUUUACUAUUGCAUAAUACAUAUAUACAUAUAUUUGUGAAAAAUCACCUGUCUUGUGUUCGUUAUAAGUUCGUUCUUUUGUUUUUAAAUAAGACUGCUGUCGAAUUAGUCGAAACAAGUUUUGCACAAUGAAUUAAUAUUGUUAACAAGUUGUCGCAUACGUACAUAUAUGUAUACAAUAUAUAUUUGUUUAACCCAUGGGUUGUAACACACUAUGCAAGUCCUCUUAAUUUUAACUAAGAAUUGUAUUCUGUAUGUUUAAAAUACUUUGAAUCUGUUAGCAUACAUCAUUGUAAACUCAUUUAACUAAAACUAAGAAUUGUAUUCUGUUUGAUACCUGAGACUUUUAUUAUGUUUGAAAAUAUUUCGAAUCUGUUAACCUCUUAUAUUUCCCCUACUACAAUACUGCCCUAAGGAAACAAUAAGUAACAUAAAAGAAACAAAUUUAUAAUAUAAUAUUUUGAUAUUACAAGUAAAAAUAAUAAUUGUAUUUCGAAGAAUUUACAUUAAACACAACAGAUUUAUUUUUCUAAUUUUCAAAUAUAUUUUUGAGAAUCUCGAAAGCUAAAUGUACUUAAUACUCUACAAAUAAUUUUUUAAAUGCUAUUAACAAAAGGCAGAAAAUAUUGUCUCGAUGCACAAAAUAAAAUAUUUUUACUAAGAAACACAAAA
This is a messenger RNA of Drosophila mojavensis, 2900 nucleotides long. RefSeq names its product tetraspanin-5 (gene Tsp26A). The coding region runs from base 261 to 1214 and encodes 317 amino acids. The record is from RefSeq and is a predicted model, not a curated record. Gene Ontology annotation, biological process: protein maturation; protein localization to plasma membrane. NCBI's taxonomy places the organism in Eukaryota, Metazoa, Arthropoda, Insecta, Diptera, Drosophilidae. Gene Ontology annotation, cellular component: membrane. The transcript is spliced from 6 exons.